AUGUUCGCUUCAGAAAAUCCUCCUCUUCUACAAACAGAAAUUCCAGAUAAUUGUUUGAAUGCUGUCAUUGCAUCAGACCAUUCGAAAUUGGAACAUCCUCAGAAUCAAGAGCACGACGAUAGAUUUCACGAUAAAUAUGGGCGAAACAAUAAAGAAUACCACAGACUACAGCACGACGCAGGAAACUCACCUCGAAGACCGAAUUUGAUGUCGCAGUCUUCCGCGGCGCCAAACGAAAUCCCUCGGCCGCAUCGAAAACGAAAGAUGCUAGUUUGGAAAAAAGGCGGUCCCAUAACUGAGAAAACAGAGUCUGAGGCGAUGCCUGAAAGACAACAGCCGAACGUUGUUGAUAAAAAUGAGGCACAAAUCGAUCUGCGGUACCGAUUUUGCUUCGUUGGAGACAGCGGAUGUGGCAAAACUGAACUCUGUCAACGACUUCUGACGCAAAUGCCCCCAAAAUAUGCGGGAAAAACAAUUGCUACUCAAUUUGCCGAGAAACGUUAUUCAAGUGCAAAUGGAAGUCCCGUGAAACUGAUGGCUUGGGACACUCCGGGUGGUUCUUUGAAGGACAACGCCAGCGCCAAUCAUUGUUCCCGAAUGGCAGUCAUCGUCUUUUGCUUCGAUCCCUCUUGGGCUGAAGAAGUGGACGAGCGUUGCCCUGGAGCUAUUAGAUUAUUGGUCGCUGUGAAAAAUGAUCUCGUUGAAAACGGUUCCAUAUAUCGUUCUACGCCCACCGAAGAAGCGGAAGAAUUCGCAGAGGAGAACGGUAACGACGCUGCGGCUCUUUCAGCAAUAGCCCAACGCUGUUUGUGUUUAGAUUUUCGAUAUUUUGAAGUGGAUGCAACAAACCAGGAAAGCGCUCCGUGGGCGGGUGAAAUUGUUUGGGAGGGUGAUUUUUCAAAAAUGAAGAAGGCAGCACCACUUGGUGGCAAGGCAGAAAAAGUGUCGCCAUCGGGAUGCUUAUGCUUUAAGAGUAGUAAUUGA
This is a messenger RNA of Condylostylus longicornis, 984 nucleotides long. RefSeq lists its product as uncharacterized. The record is from RefSeq and is a predicted model, not a curated record. The transcript is spliced from 6 exons. The coding region runs from base 1 to 984 and encodes 327 amino acids. NCBI's taxonomy places the organism in Eukaryota, Metazoa, Arthropoda, Insecta, Diptera, Dolichopodidae.